AUGCGCCGCGCAGCCGCAAACUCGGUUUGCUUACGCUGUGUUCACACAAUUAGAAGCCGCCCGUUGCUGCAGCCUUCAGUGAUACCAUCGGUGCAACCAUGUCUAGACCAGCGCUUCUUCUCGCAGCGAACCAAGGACAGGCCCUCGCGCAUGGUCCUUGCCGAUCAAGUUCACCGAACACCACGUCUGUCUCGAGAUGACCGCAAACCACACCGAGAGAGGAUUGCGGGCCCCUUUGCUGGGAUGAACCGGACGGUUGCCAACUUUGACCCAAACCGUGCGUCGACAAGAGCUCGUUCGGGCGAUCGCAAAUCGUCUCAAGAGGAUGGCAGAAGGCGGCCGCAGGAUGAUAGAAAGGCGCUCAAGAUGCAGCGCGCCUUGGCGUCGGUGUCGUACAACAAGCGCACGUCGUUAAAGGAGCGGAUGCAGAGCUACGAGUCGUUUGAUCAGUUUGACCUUCUCCCGGCGCUAAAGACGGCCGCCGUCGACGAGGUAUUCGCAGGAAUGGUUGACAUCCGCCCGACACCGGUGCAGCGGCUAGCGAUUCCCGCCCUGCUGGGACAAAAAGAGCCGGGAGAGAAGAGGGUUCAGCAUGAGGGGCAGUCUUCAUUCUUGUUGGCGGCGGAGACGGGAUCAGGCAAAACCCUUGCCUAUCUAUUACCUGCCAUUGAUGCGUUGAAGGCGGCCGAGGCACAGGAUACAGAGAUUCAAGCCUACAAAGAGCGAGCAGAAGUGGAGAAGCAGCGUCAAAAGGCUUCAGAUUUCAAAGGAAAGCCUUUCGAGGAACCUCAUCCCACCAUGGCCAGGCCCAAGGUGGUUGUCCUGGUUCCUACGGCCGAACUAGCUCACCAGGUUGGGCUCGUCGCCAAGAAGCUGUCACAUGUGGUCAAAUUCAAGACAGAGAUACUGUCAUCCAACCUGAAGCCUCAGCAAAUCCAACGAAACUUGUACGGACCAAAAGGCGUCGAUGUCGUCAUCUCAACACCUCACCUGCUGGCCUCGAUUGCAGAUUCUGACCCCAAUAUCCUCUCCCGAGUGUCACAUUUGAUCAUUGACGAAGCUGAUUCGCUAUUCGACCGAAGUUUCUCUUCUGUCACCUCUAGCAUCGUCGAGCGCUCGUCGCCCUCUAUGAAGCAGCUCAUCUGUUGCUCAGCAACAAUUCCGAGGAAAUUGAACAACUAUCUGGCUACCAACUAUCCCAAGAUGAUCAGAAUCACUACACCAAACCUCCAUGCCAUCCCCCGACGUGUUCAACUUGGUGUCAUUGAUGUCUCCAAGGAUCCUUAUCGUAACAACAAGGACCUUGCAUGCGCCGACGUCAUCUAUACAAUCGGAAGAGAGGCUUCGCAGCACGAAAAUAUGAUCAAGGACGAAAUUGACGUCCGUAGAGUCAUGGUCUUUGUCAACGAGCGAGAAAAGACGGAGCAGGUUGCGGAGUAUCUUCGCUCAAAGGGUAUUGAUGCUCAGGCGCUGCACAGAGACACUCCUGAAAAGCGUCACGGUGAAAUUCUAGAGACUUUCACGACGCCUGAGCCACUACGAAUCAUUGCGUCCCCGAACCCAUCCCGCCACCGCUCCUUGACAAACGUCAAGGUUCUGGUCGUGACUGACUUGGCAUCCAGAGGCAUUGAUACUCUUGCUGUUCGACACGUUAUUCUGUACGAUGUGCCUCAUACCACCAUUGACUUUAUCCACCGCCUAGGCCGUGCCGGGAGAAUGGGGCGACGAGGACGAGGUAUUGUCCUUGUGGGCAAUGAUGAUAGAAGAGAUGUCGUUGCCGAUGUGAAGAAGAGCAUGUUCAUGGGCCAGGCGCUCAUUUAG
This is a messenger RNA of Trichoderma virens Gv29-8, 1821 nucleotides long. RefSeq lists its product as uncharacterized. The coding region runs from base 1 to 1821 and encodes 606 amino acids. NCBI's taxonomy places the organism in Eukaryota, Fungi, Ascomycota, Sordariomycetes, Hypocreales, Hypocreaceae. The transcript has a single exon. The record is from RefSeq and is a predicted model, not a curated record. Gene Ontology annotation, molecular function: nucleic acid binding; ATP binding.